This is a messenger RNA of Hypoxylon trugodes, 2223 nucleotides long. Its product is annotated as DUF803-domain-containing protein. Gene Ontology annotation, cellular component: membrane. The transcript has 2 exons. NCBI's taxonomy places the organism in Eukaryota, Fungi, Ascomycota, Sordariomycetes, Xylariales, Hypoxylaceae. Bases 1 to 2223 code for a protein of 740 amino acids. Gene Ontology annotation, molecular function: magnesium ion transmembrane transporter activity. Gene Ontology annotation, biological process: magnesium ion transport. The record is from RefSeq and is a predicted model, not a curated record.
AUGGACGAGACGGGGCGAAUCCUCCUCACGGCCAACCAAAUAUAUGCCAGAGCUAACUCAACGAGCUCGGACCCCGAUCAACAAACUCGACCACCGGCGUUCAAGGCCAUCGGUAUAGCCCUAGCAGUUGCCUCUGGAUGCUUUAUUGGAGUGUCAUUUGUGUUGAAGAAGGUUGGGUUGCUAAAAGCAAACGAAAAAUAUAAUGAAGUUGCUGGUGAAGGUUAUGGCUACCUCAAGAAUGCCUUCUGGUGGGGUGGUAUGUCCUUGAUGAUCAUCGGCGAGAUCUGCAACUUUGCUGCGUACGCUUUCACGGAUGCGAUUAUAGUCACCUCCCUGGGAGCCCUAUCGGUUGUUAUUACCGCCAUUCUCUCAGCCAUCUUCUUGAAGGAGAGACUUAGUAUGGUCGGCAAGGUCGCCUGUUUCCUCUGCAUUAUUGGAUCUGUUAUAAUCGCAUUGAAUGCCCCGGCGGAAUCAUCUGUAGCAAAUAUCCAAGAGCUACAGAAGUUUGUUGUUACUCCAGGGUUUCUAACUUACGCCGGUGUUAUUAUCGUCGGUUGCGCUUUUAUUGCCUUUUGGGUUGGACCACGAUAUGGAAAAAAGAACAUGUUUCCUUAUAUUUCGGUCUGCAGUUGGAUUGGAGGAUUGAGUGUUGUUGCUACUCAGGGCUUGGGCUCUGCUAUCGUCGCCCAGGCUGGCGGCACUCCUCAGUUCAACCAGUGGUUUUUAUAUGUCGUUCUCGUCUUCGUUAUAGCGACACUGUUGACGGAAAUUAUCUAUUUAAAUAAAGCGCUCAAUCUAUACAACGCGGCGAUGGUCACCCCCACGUAUUAUGUAUAUUUCACAAGUACGACACUCAUCACUUCGGCUGUUCUCUUCCAAGGUUUCAAGGGGACAGCGAUGGAAAUCGUGACAGUCGUCAUGGGAUUCCUUACGAUUUGCUCUGGCGUGGUUCUUCUCCAAUUGUCUAAAUCCGCAAAGGAUGUACCAGAUUCCGCUGUUUUUGCUGGCGACCUGGACCAAAUUCACACAAUCGCCGAACAAGAGCAACCCGAAACAGAACCAAAGGCCGAUGCGAUUCGUGGAGCUGCCGCUAUCGUGCGGCGAAUUUCGUUUGUGCGACAAAAGAUGGAGGAAGAAGAAUUUCGGCGACUUCACCAGGAGAAAGAAUCGGAGCGGCUUGCCCCUGUCAGCGAGGAUGGUCAACAAGUCUAUGAAUGGGAUGGAUUAAGACGAAGAAGAACAACGAUGGGAAGCUAUAGGAGCCGUGCAAUGACAACACCGAGCCCUGUUAAUACUCCGGCGCAUCCACCACUGGGCAGAUCAAGGUUCCCAACAGAGGAGGAAUUGGCCGAAGAGCGAAACCGUCAAAUGUCGCCGGGUAUGCUUUCAAGUAUAGCCGGCACCAUUCGAAGCCGAGCAAGGAGUGUUUUACUUCCAGGGCAUCCUGAUUUCCAGGGAGAGCAAAACCCCAGGGUUCAAAGUCCGAUGCAUCCGGUACAGUUGACCAACAUCGCCGUUCCGAACCAGAAAUAUGGAAAUGAGUCGAGCGCGUAUGGUAACAGCCGGGGCCACAUCUAUGGUCUCCCGGACGACUUGCGGAAGACCGAGUAUGGCGGUGCCGCCAGCAUAGCGUCUGGUAGUACUGGGCGUCACAUUCAGUUUAUGGAAUCGCCGAAACCAAGCAUCGCGUCUUUGGCUCCGCCGACCCCACCACCUCACGGGGAGAUGCCCUCAGCACGUCGGCAGUUUUCGUUCCAAAAUGUGUUCCGUCGGCAUCAAGCUGACAGUCCACAGGAGCAAGUAGCGCCGCCGCCGAGGAACCGUUCGACGUCCCGUCUUGGUUUAGGCUCACGGGGCUAUUCGGAUCGUCAGAUUCAAGUGAAGAAUGCGACGGAGGAGGAAAGACUGGGUCUUGUUAAGGGCGAUUCUAAUUCGAUGCCAACGCUGCCUCGACACGACGAUGACGACGAUGAUGAUUACGAAGAAAGUGACGAUGAUUCAUAUUCGGACGAUAAAAGAGUGGAACGGUACGGCAGAGGCAUAACGGAUAGUCCGCCUAGGAGAGGGAGCGAUCAAAAUGAGAGCGAGGAGGAUGAUUACGAGGCGAGCCGGAGAAGGUGGGAUAGGGGUCGAAAUGGAAGCAGGGAUUCAACGCCUCGCAGUUCACCACCGCGACCACCGGGACGAAAUCCGCCUAGAGGUGGAGAUGGAGCUUUCAUCUGA